This is a messenger RNA of Daphnia carinata, 792 nucleotides long. RefSeq lists its product as uncharacterized. The record is from RefSeq and is a predicted model, not a curated record. Gene Ontology annotation, molecular function: nucleic acid binding; zinc ion binding. The coding region runs from base 1 to 792 and encodes 263 amino acids. The transcript has a single exon. NCBI's taxonomy places the organism in Eukaryota, Metazoa, Arthropoda, Branchiopoda, Diplostraca, Daphniidae.
AUGAGGGUCCAAGGCAAGGACGAGGACGUCACGGAGUACUACCAUGAUGUCCUGGACAUGUGCCGCAUUGUCCAGCCGGAUAUGGCUGAGGAAGUGCGCAUAGAUCACCUGUUCAGGGGGUUGAGCCCAACCCUUUAUGAGAGACUUUACGUGUUGGGCAUCAAGACGUGUGAAGAUUUCUUGGAAGAGGCGAGGCUUCACGCGGAUGCCGUCAAAACAGCCUACGAGAGGGGCUAUGAGGAUAGGCGUAGAGAGCGGGAGAAGCCUGCCGUGGGAGCAGUAGACCUUGACCAAAUGCAAGACCUACGGCGCCAGAUCCAGGAGUUGCGGGACGAGCUAGCCCGGGCAAAGGAUCCUUCGAAGAAAAAGGAAAAAGAAGGCGGGAAAAGCGAUUGGAACAAAAAGCCAAAGAAGAAGAACCCAUUUCGCUGUUUUAAUUGCGAUGAAGAAGGGCACAUCGCGAGAAACUGUCAGAAGGAAAAGAAGAAGGAGACUGCGGUGAAACCCAAGAAGCCCGAGGGGGAGGAGCCUAAGGCAGCCUGUGCGGUGAUUGGCGGAGACCAGUCUUCGGAAGUGACCAAUGGCGAUCGUCAGCCGACCGAAGAAAUUUGGAUUGGUGGACGGCCGGUCGAUGCUUUGGUCGACACGGGAGCGGUGAUUUCAGUUAUCUCACCAUCGUUGGCGAGUAGAUUUAAAUUGAAAAUAGUCCCGUGGGAAGGACCGAUGGUCGUGACGGCCGAUGGACAGCCGAUGAAUCCGAGGGGGGAAGGUCUCCCUCACGGUCACGAAUAA